Laetiporus sulphureus 93-53 is the source of this 1215-nucleotide messenger RNA. RefSeq lists its product as uncharacterized. The transcript has 2 exons. Lineage: Eukaryota; Fungi; Basidiomycota; Agaricomycetes; Polyporales; Laetiporaceae. The record is from RefSeq and is a predicted model, not a curated record. The coding region runs from base 1 to 1215 and encodes 404 amino acids.
AUGCCCGUCCCAGCUGUCCCUCCUGAGCUCUGGGACCGUAUCACAGACCAUUUGCACGAUGACCGCCCCUCCCUCACCGCCGCCUCUCUCAUCUCUCGUGCCUGCCUCCCAGCCUCCCGUCUGCACCGCUUCCAUAGUCUCAUCCUCACCCGCGAGUCCUACCUCUCCUUCUCUGCGCUCCUCUUUGCCUCCCCCGCCCUCGGAUUCGCCGUCCGCGACCUCUGUCUGGUAAGCCACUCGAACGUCUCCCGUGCGUGGAGCGACGACGAUGCCCUCGAUACGUUCUUCGCAGCGCUGCCGUGCGUGGGCGCGCUCGCGCUGGUGCAGAUGAGGAUGGAGGACGCGUUGUAUCGAGCAACGGUGCAGAACUUGGAAGGCUUGAAGAGCUUAGAGAUCGACGCGUGUGCGUUCGCGUCGUACCGGGACCUCGUCGAACUCGUUGCGUCCUUUCCCCAGCUCCGAUCGCUCGCUGCGGCAUUCGACAAGUCCCAGCCCCAGCCUUUACCUCUGCUUCAACCGCCUUCGCCUCCCAAAAAGCUCAGAGCGCUGAGGUUCACUGGUCCGCUGACGGGCAUGCUGAAGGCACUGUUCUCUUGGCUGCGAACGGCAGAGGAUGUGCACAUAGAGAGUCUCGUGUAUUGCGUGAAGUCAGACGAUCCACUUGACCUGCUGCAAGACAUGCUCGAACAGCUUGGGCCAUCUCUCAAAUAUCUGGAGCUGCAGGUCGAUGCGGACGAGGCGUUGGACCGCAUCUUCCUACCGAUCUCCUUCACGCUCUCUCCCUGCGUCUCUCUGCACACGUGCACCCUCCGCCUCGCCCUCCGCGAGAUGUGCGUGCCCGCGAACCGCAGUCUGCCCUGGGUGCCCACACUCCUCGCGCAGCUCGCAGGCUCUGCCUCAACCCUGCACACGAUCACGCUCGGCCUUACCGUCGAUGACAUUGAUGUGAUGGACUUGAGGGCGCUCGAUGCGGAGUGCGGCGUGCGCGUGCUCAGGACGCCGAGGUUUGCGGAUCUGAGUGCGCUGGACUGGGAGGAGGUCGCCCGGGUGCUGGGUGCAGUGCCGGUGGGCGAAGGCGGUCAUGGUGGAUUUGGGAGGUUGAGGAUGCUGAGGAUCGAGGGCAGGGGAGAGGGGCGGGCGUUGGAGGCGGAUGUGCGAGAGCGAUGUCCGGAGCUCUGGGCGAGGAAGAUCUUGGAGUUGGUAGAGGUUCAAUGA